GUUACUACCAAUUUAAAGAGCGUUACACUCUGAACAACACUCCCUCUCUGAGUUUGUGGAAGAUGCCAUUGCCAUGACAUGAAGACCAAACCCAUUAUUGCCUUAGCCUUCUUCUUCUUCUUGUGCUCAACCUGAAAGCAAAAGAAACAGAUCUGAGAUAAUGGGUUGUUUUCUUCAUUGCUUUGGUUCCUCCAAAAGCACAAAACCUAGGCGCAAGGCACAACAUCACCACCAUCGAAUUGCUAGAGACAGGUUGGAGCAACCUACGGCGUGUUGUUCUGUUCAGGAUUACUCCGAAACAGUGGUACUUAGCACUGCAUCACAAGAAGUCCAGGCUAAACCUUUGGAGCAGAUAAACGUGAGCCCUAAAAAGAAAGUAACUUUUGAUGUCAAUGUGAAAACGUACGAGCCCGAGCCUGAUGAAGUUGCUGAUUACCAACUUGAGAGAAGUGAAGAGGGUAGAGAGGAAAGUGCUUUUGUUGAAAAGUUAAGCCAAACAAAGUCUUACUCUGAAGUAAGUUCGGUGACUUCAGCGAGGUCUUACCCUACAAACCAUAGGUACCACAGUUGCACGUGUAGUGAUGAUGAAGAUGGAGCAAUGGAGUAUUGGGAUAGUGAUGUUACUGAUGAGGAUGAGGAUGAGGAUGAUGAUGGUGAUAGUGACAUGGGAGAAGAGUAUGAUGAAGUGGAAGAGGAUUUUGAAGAUGGAAUAGUGUACUCAAGGUCAAGAAAUGGUGCUAAUCAAGUGGUUGUUGGAGAGGUGGAAAGUCCAAUUCCAAUGCAUGAUAAGGAUCUGAAGUCAAUUGGGUUGAACUCCAAUGUUCGAGAUAGGAGUGUGUAUGUUAAUCCUUUGCUGAACCCUGUGGAGAACCUCACUCAAUGGAAAACAGUUAAAGCUAAAAGGGCACCCCCAUUGGUGUCUCAGAAGGAGAAUUUGGUUUUGAAUCAAGAGUCUAGAGCUGCAUUUGGAGCAGAAACAGAAACACCAAAGAAGUUGAACCGGGAAAUUGCAGUUGAUGCUAGCCUUUCGAAUUGGUUGGGUUCAUCAGAAACUACACCUGUUGUUAGCAAGGGUUUGUAUGCGGGUACCCCGGAGAGGAGCAGCAGCAGUUCACAAGGCUCAAAUUCAGUGGUGAGCCAUGAAGAUAGGCCUAUUUUAGGUGCAUUGACAGUUGAAGAGCUCAAACAUUUUUCGGCUUCUUCUUUGCCAAGAAAAUCACCAAGGGAUGAGAUGAUGCCCAUUAUAGGCAGUGUUGGGAGCUACUGGAAUUGUGGGGGCUAUGCUGAGGAUUCUGGCUCAGCAAACCGAGUAAGAUCAAGAAAAGGGUACAUUUGAAGUGAAAUUUGGAUCAAGUAUUGGUUGAGGGUCAAUUUUGAUUGUGAAAAAUAAGAGAGGGAAUUGGCAUUUCAACCCCAUCAGAGACAGUAUUAGAGAAAGUUGUUCCUUGUGGUAUGUUAGACAACCUUCCAAUGAUGUGAUUUUGGGAGUGUAUUGUGUUGGGGUGCAAUUUUUUGAUUCUUUUGUGAAUUUGAUAGUGUUUGUUGUUUGCUUUUCUUUUGUAAUAUGCGGUUGGAUUAAUACUAUUGUCAAUUUGUCAUGUAUGUACUCCAAAGGGAGCUUAUUUAUCUGCUGUAUAUUGUCUCCGCAUUUUCUUCCAUGCUGAUGAUUGAUGAAGAAGUCACAGGGGUUGAGAACAA
This is a messenger RNA of Glycine soja, 1698 nucleotides long. RefSeq names its product chromatin-remodeling ATPase INO80-like. The coding region runs from base 161 to 1336 and encodes 391 amino acids. The record is from RefSeq and is a predicted model, not a curated record. Gene Ontology annotation, biological process: male meiosis II. NCBI's taxonomy places the organism in Eukaryota, Viridiplantae, Streptophyta, Magnoliopsida, Fabales, Fabaceae. The transcript has 3 exons.